Messenger RNA from Phascolarctos cinereus (koala), 633 nucleotides. NCBI's taxonomy places the organism in Eukaryota, Metazoa, Chordata, Mammalia, Diprotodontia, Phascolarctidae. The record is from RefSeq and is a predicted model, not a curated record.
UUGCAUGCCGGAUCUAUAAGUAAAGGGCCUGUCGCCAUUCUGUGUCUUUGUACUUCAGUCGCGACUUCAGUGGCUUUGUGCUUUCGAUAACCAUGCCUGAACCAGGAAAAUCGGCUCCUGCUCCUAAGAAGGGCUCCAAGAAAGCCGUGACCAAGGCCCAGAAGAAAGACGGCAAGAAGCGCAAGCGCAGCCGCAAGGAGAGCUACUCUGUCUACGUCUACAAGGUGCUGAAGCAGGUCCACCCCGACACGGGCAUCUCCUCCAAGGCCAUGGGCAUCAUGAACUCCUUCGUCAACGACAUCUUCGAGCGCAUAGCCAGCGAGGCUUCCCGCCUGGCGCACUACAACAAGCGCUCGACCAUCACUUCUCGGGAGAUCCAGACGGCCGUGCGUCUGCUGCUGCCCGGGGAGCUGGCCAAGCACGCCGUGUCCGAGGGCACCAAGGCCGUCACCAAGUACACCAGCUCCAACUUUAUUUUGCAGACUCAAAAAAAAAAGUCUCCCGAAGGAUGCUCCCUUAACCCCUGCACUUUUCUAUGGUGGGCCAAUAUGGAAGCUCAAAGACUGGUGAUCAGAGGGUACUGCAGGCUCAACAGAAACUCUGAGGAAGAACUACAAUUCCCAUAAUGCUCGG